This is a messenger RNA of Vitis riparia (riverbank grape), 1347 nucleotides long. RefSeq lists its product as uncharacterized. Lineage: Eukaryota; Viridiplantae; Streptophyta; Magnoliopsida; Vitales; Vitaceae. The record is from RefSeq and is a predicted model, not a curated record. Gene Ontology annotation, molecular function: nucleic acid binding; RNA-DNA hybrid ribonuclease activity. The transcript is spliced from 3 exons. The coding region runs from base 1 to 1347 and encodes 448 amino acids.
AUGGUGGAGGUAUACAUUGAUGACAUCGUGGUUAAAAGCAGAACCAGAGGCGAACAUGACCAACACUUAGAAGAAUUCUUUCACUUGUUGAGAAAGUACAACAUGAAGCUCAAUCCGUCCAAGUGUGCUUUUAGGGUGAGCGCAGGCAAGUUCUUGGGGUUUAUGGUCACUCAAAGGGGGAUAGAGGUCAAUCCGGAUCAAAUCAGAGUUGUCAUGGAGACAUCCGUCCAGAGCAACAAGAAAGAGCUACAACACCUCAUUGGUAGACUCGUUGCACUAAGACGCUUCAUAGCCCGAUUUAUAGACAAACUAAGGCCCUUCUUCCUUAUGCUAAAGGGAGUCGGCACGCUAGGAUGGACGGAAGACUGUCAGUCCGCAUUUGAAGUGAUCAAACAUUAUCUCACACAACCGCCCAUCCUGAGCAGCCCUCAGCCCGACAAGCAGUUAUACAUGUACUUAACAGUUUUUACUUGGGCGGUCAGUGUUGUUUUGUUUCGCUGCAUAUCAGAUAAAGAGCAAAGACUCGUCUACUAUAUCAACAAAGCAAUGGUAGAUGCAGAAACCAGAUACUCGAAGAUGGAGCAAACGACCUUAGCCUUGAGAAGCGCUGCUCAGAAACUUCGUCCCUAUUUCCAGGCCCAUCCAAUAGUCGUGCUCACCAACCAGCCCUUCAGAAAACCCAGCAAAGAGGAAUGGUGUACUUUACACAUCGAUAAAGCCUCCCGAACCUCGAGAUCCGAAAUAGGCCUCCUCUUACAAUCGCCAACUAGGGAGCAGUUGGAACAAACCAUCCGACUCGGGUUUCCAGCAUCCAACAAUGAAGCCAAAUACGAGGCCAUCCUGUCCAGGUUGAACCUUACACUUGCACUCUCAGCUUCCAAGCUCGAAAUCUACAGUGACUCUCAACUCGUCGUUAGGCAUGUCCAAGGGGAAUACGAAGCCAAAGAUGGACGCAUGACUCAGUACUUAACUAAAGUACAAGAUACCCUGAAUCAGUUGAACAAAUGGGCUAUCAAGAGGAUUCCCCGCACAGAAAACUCCACUUUCUCGAUUGCAGUCACACCUCUCUACAGCGCCAGGGAAGAAAACAUAAAGUGGACGCGUGAAAUUGAGAACUACCUCCGGAUAGGAGAUCUGCCCGAAGAGAGGAAGCAUGCGCAUAAGGUCCGAAUGCAGGCUGCCCACUUCACCUUGAUUAGAGACCGCCUCUACAAGCGAUCCUUUAGAGGUCCGUUCCUUAGAUGCUUAGACAGUACGGAAGCUCAGUAUGUGUUAGCAGAGUUGCAUGAAGGCAUAUGCAACAAUCACACAGGAGAACGAUCCCUAGCACACCGUGCCCACUCGUAG